AUGGCUACGCGCGGCGAGCCACCCCGAAAACGCGCUAAUACGCGCCAAACGAGCGGAUUCGCGGACGGAGAUGCGGUGCGGGAGGCGCUGCAGAAUAGUAACCCGGAUGAAGUUGCGCAUGCUCUCGUCACGUUACGCAACCAACUAACGAUCAAACCGCACUCGCCCCCCAUCGCGCCCUCCGACGCGCGCCUCACGCUCCUCCACUCCUACCUCUCCUCCCCCCUCACGCGCGACGCCAAACAGAUAUUCGACAUCUGGUCCUGCACCCCCUCCAAGUCACCGCAACAGCUCGCCGCGCCGAUCUCAGCCUUAGCAGCCAUCCUCAACCUCCUCACGUCGCACUACACGUUCCACGCGCUCGGUCAGCCCAUCGUCAAAGCUUUACUGUCGACGCCCUGGAUACAUCAGCUGAAUGCGUAUUUGGGCUCGAGCAGUAACGAGCUCGUUAUUGCGGCGUUGAAGUGUUUGGUCGCGUGCGCGGGUUUCGCGGGGGGGACGGAGCAGCGCGCGCUGAUGGACGCGUUUGCAUGGGAGAGCAAAUCUUUACACAAACUGCUGUCUAUGCGCAGGCGCCCCUCCUCCUCCUCCUCACACAAAAAUGCUACUCCGGACCCGCUCGCGCAGCCGGACAUUCGCACGCUCUAUAUACUGCUGCAGCUGUCGUUCCUAAGCCCGACCUCGAGCGCAGCGGUCAAAAUCGCGCUGUUAUCCGGACACCGCGAGCAGUUCGCCGCGCUGUUCAAAGGGCUGCAUCAGGACCCGCCGGGGGUCGUGCAGAGGGUGCUCGAGGUGGCGUGGGGCGGCGCGUGGGGCGACGCGCGCGUGCCGCGCGCGGUGAAGGUCGGCGUGUUCGGCGAGGGGACGCUGGCGCACAUUGCGAAGCUGUACGAGCGCGAGCGGGCGGAGGACGACGCGCCGCAUGCGCCGGCCGAGCUCGCGCAUCAUUUUCUGCUGGCGCUGUGCACGCACCCCGGCUCGGGCGUCUGUUUUCGCGAUCGGGGGUGGUACCCGCGCGACACGUCCACCAACGAACCCAGCACCUCCCUCACCCCCGACGCCACGGAGGAAUUUGAGGGCGAAGUCGAAUCGGGAGCCAAGCCCCAAUCCCGCAUCCACAACCGCAUCCUCGCCAGCCUCCUCAAAUCGCUCCGACCAGCCGACGACGCGCGGCAGCGCGAGCUGAGCCUGCGCAUACUGGCCGCGUGUCCGGAGCUGGUGGCGGGGUACAGCUGGCCGGCGCUCGAGCCGAGGUUGUCGUCGAGGUGGCUGGCGAAUGUCGCGUUUAUGCGGGAGGUCGUGGGGAUGGGCGUGCCUGCUGACUCCUUUUUCUUACCCGGAACGCAAAAGGAGAGGGAGUACAACCCCUCCCCGCCGCCCCUCGCCACAAUCCUCGCCAACAUCCUCCCCCUCCCCGCGCUCAAAACGCACCUCACGAAAGGCCUGCAGUCGCCCGCGCCGCUCGUGCAGCACGCGUCGGCCCUGGCGCUGGCGAGGUGUCUGGAGAAGUAUGUGAGGGUGCGCGAGGCGAUGGGGGGCGUGGGCGAGGUGUUGGGCGAGGGCGAGGGCGGGCGGUGGAGUGGGAGGGCGAGGGAG
Molecule: messenger RNA, 1596 nt
Organism: Peniophora sp. CBMAI 1063
Lineage: Eukaryota; Fungi; Basidiomycota; Agaricomycetes; Russulales; Peniophoraceae
Source: the annotation of a GenBank genome assembly